Molecule: messenger RNA, 2820 nt
Organism: Carassius carassius (crucian carp)
Lineage: Eukaryota; Metazoa; Chordata; Actinopteri; Cypriniformes; Cyprinidae
Gene: nectin3a
Product: nectin cell adhesion molecule 3a
Exons: 6
Coding region: 459-2108 (549 amino acids)
Biological process (GO): heterophilic cell-cell adhesion; homophilic cell-cell adhesion
Cellular component (GO): apical junction complex; adherens junction
Source: RefSeq, a predicted model, not a curated record
AACCCAUUCCAAUAUAUCUACUUUUGUAAUGUUACAAUGAACAUUUUAGGAAAUGCAUUCCAACACGAGCAAAUGAAGUUAAAGAAUCUGUAAUAGUAGCGCUGACAACACAGAUGCGCCGCCUAUAUUAGACGAUUGAAUAUAUAUCGAUUAAAGGAGAAAGACAUCCCGGGACACACUUUCGCUUUUUGAUUUUGUGCAACCUUGUUUUAUACAUUUAUUUAGUUGUUGCUAUCAUCAUUUCCUAAAUCGUUCGCGUCCGAAAGAAAGCAAAUGCUUACUUCAUUGCAAUGUCCCGCGAUGUUGACGGGUUUAUUUUUAGUCGGAAACCGCUGCUGGACUGAAGGUCCCGCCCACGCGCGGCGCGGCUCGGCUCGGCUCGGCUGCUGUGUGUGCAUCAGACAGACAGACACCGAGUGACUUCAACGAGGAGGAUCUCACUACUGCAGUCUGAAACCAUGGCAGAGGAAGUAAGACACCUCUUUGGGAAUAGCACGUUUUUCCAUGGACUUCUACCUCUCCUGGGGCUUCUCUUGAGCGUCUGCACUGGUGUGUGGGCCAACAAGGUUGUGGUUCCUGAGCAGGUGACUGCGGUGCUGGGGAAAAACGUUACUUUGACCUGCAGGGUGGAGGUCAGCACAAACCUCAGUCUGACCCAGAGUUCCUGGGAACGCCGUCUGCCCUCCGGCACUGUAACUUUGGCUGUCUUCAACCCCCAGUACGGGACUUCCAUAGCUGACGAGUACAGCAAACGUGUGCAUUUCAUCAAGACCUCAGUGCGUGAUGUAUCCAUUGUCCUGCAGGGCGUUGGGUUUGCAGACAUUGGGACCUACACUUGUAAAGUUGUCACGUUCCAACUUGGAAACAUGCAAGCAUCCACAACUGUAGACAUUAUGGUGGAGCCAAAGGUCUAUGUGUCUCCUGGUUCCUUGUCUCUGUUUGAUGGAGAUGGUGAAACUCUGGUGGCCAUAUGUACAGCUGAAAGGGGUCGUCCAGCAGCAGAGGUCUUCUGGGAAUCAGACUUGCCAGGCCAGUCAAAAGUCGUCAAACAGCCAGAGCCUGAAGGCACUAUCACCACCUCAGCAGACUACGUCUGGGCCCCCACCCGGGAUGCAUUUGGCCAGUCCCUCAGCUGCGUUGUACGUCACCCGGCCCUAUCCCAGGAUUUCCGCAUUCCCUACCGGCUCAAUGUGUUUUUUGCUCCAGAUGUUAUGGUGAAUGGCCUGCAGGACGUGUGGUACGUGGGACAAAAAAAUGUAAAGCUGGACUGUAGAGCCAAUGCCAACCCACCUGCUUUUUUGUACCUCUGGACCAGACUGGACGCCCCAAUGCCUGCAGGUGUGGACACAUCUAAUGGCAGCCUGGUGUUUACUCACCCUUUAGAGCCGAACGACUCUGGACAAUACAGGUGUGAAGUUCAGAACGAAGUUAGACAGCACUUUAAGGAUGUACGCUUCCUGGUAAAAGAGCCGCCCCCGACCACUGCAGCCCCCACCACCACCCGCACCACCAAGCCCAUCCUUCCUGACACCACCUUGACCAUCACAGCUCCCAUCAACCACCAUGCCCACUUCACCUCCCCGACUCAGGCCUCCCCGCCGGACAGCGGUCUGGGCACUAUCGUGGGCGGUGCUGUCGGUGGGAUCCUGAUCCUGGUGUUGCUGAUGGCGCUGGCGGGGGCUUUCUACAUGCGUCAGCGCCGAACAUUCAGAGGAGACUACUACACCAAACAGUACAUCGGCCCAUCCGACAUGCAAAAAGAGUCGCAACUGGACGUCAUUCAACCCCAUGAGCUUCAGGACAUUUACGGCGACGACUCGGGCAACGGAAGCCAAGACUUGAAGCCCAAACCCGAAGGAGACAUUAUCUAUCCCGAUUAUCCCAGUGACCACAAAGACAUGGAGGGCUGGGGAGACAAUCUCAGCCUUCAGAGAGAGGGAACAUAUUACUCCGACCACCACAACCAUCAUAACGUGAACCCCAGUGGGCCGCCGCUACACAACGGCUCCCCUUACCUGCAGGACGAGUGCUACGACAACGGCACGGACAGCGACUAUGUGUCUCACGUGGAUGGAUCUGUGAUUUCACGCAGGGAAUGGUAUGUUUGAAAAGGCAGGGGAACUUUUACUGGACAACAAUAAUUUUAAAUCAGUAAGAAAGUGUUAUUUAACUCAGCAGAGUGAGAUAAAGUGUAUGUUAUAAACAUAUUCUUCAUGCUUGGUUUACGAUUUCAUCGGCUGUAAUUUACUGCAGAUAUGUUCUGGAUGGUUUUCGUUCGGUGGACUGCUGUGACUUCAGGAUGUAAAGGGAGAGGUUUACAUGGUUUAUGAUCAUAGGGUGGAUUAACACAAAGAAAACAAGUCUGCUAAAAUUAAGCUACACUGUGUGCGUAACCAUUCAAGUUACCACACUGUACAUGACUGUUAGCUUUAAAACCAGGUGCAGCGUAUUCUUGGUUCUUUCCACUCACUUUGUUUUCUUUUUUUUAUUAAAUGUAUACAUAUGACUUCUCCUGUGUAGGAGCAAAACAUGACUUUAUUUUCACAUGAAAAGACACAUGAACUGAGUUGGAAAGUCUUGAGUCUUACGUUUUUAUUGCAGGGAUUUUUUUUUUUUUUUAUCAGUAUUUUGAUCUAGUUUUUUGAGAAAAAAAAUAUCUACAUUUAUUAGAAUAUAUUAAUAAUUUAAUAAAUAAUUUAAAUAUCUUUAAGAGAAGCAAACAUGGCCUAAGAUAGCAUAUGUUGGUGUUCCAUUAAAAAUAAAGUUUUUGUAUGUAUAGUUAUUGCUAUUGUUGUUAUUGUCAUUAUUUUAAGCAUAAAA